Molecule: messenger RNA, 1890 nt
Organism: Misgurnus anguillicaudatus (oriental weatherfish)
Lineage: Eukaryota; Metazoa; Chordata; Actinopteri; Cypriniformes; Cobitidae
Source: RefSeq, a predicted model, not a curated record
UUUGAAUAAUAGUGGUAAUAUUUAUUCAUUUAAAUGUACAUUAAAAAGCAUUAAAAAAUUAUAAUAAUUGUAUAAUGUGUUAAAUAGAAUACUAUACCCCUCCCCUCUUCUUUACCCGCGAAGCCGCGAUUACGCGCAGCCGCACUACCAUCCAUGUGACGUGCAAGUGAGUGACGUCCUGUUCGCUCAGCAAUGCGUGCAUGCAUGAGAGGAGUAGGAGACGAAACUCACAAACUAGUAAGUAAAACUCAGUUUAUUAUAGGUUAUAUAACGCGUAUUGUGUCAAGCUAAGAUAAUCACUGUUAAUGCUGAGCUGUAAACUUAGAGAAGCUCAUAUACGUUAAUGUUUGGCUACUUUAGGCUAACGUUAGCUCUAAUGGUAAACUGCAUGGCAACGGGCAUAACGUUAUCGGAUUUAACUUUAGCUUUUUAUGAUAUUGAAAUGUUGAUCGAUUGAUACUCAUCUUUGAUAGAUUAAUAUUAUUCCACCAUGAUCUGAUCUUUAAAUUAUUUGCGGUUUUUAGCAACAUUUAAUCCACAACCGGCUUCGGUCUCUUGAUCAGCGUUUCACGAGAGAUGAGAGGGAGACGAAACUCACAAACAAGGUUUUAAUAAAAAUUCAAAAUGAAGAGGAAGACAGUAGAUAUAUCGACAUUCUUCAGCAAAAGAUCAGUAAACUCUGGGACAUGUGAUGAAAGAGUGAAGCCUCAAGAGAAAGAGAGUAUAGAAUGUGACAUUCAGGAGCUGGAUGAGACAGAGAGGCAGGAGCUGGAUGAGACAGAGAGGCAGGAGCUGGAUGAGACAGAGAGGCAGGAGCUGGAAGAGAGAGACAUGCAAGAGCUGGAAGAGAGAGACAUGCAAGAGCUGGAAGAGACAGACAGGCAGGAGCUGGAAGAGAGAGACAUGCAAGAGCUGGAAGAGACAGACAGGCAGGAGCUGGAAAAGACAGACAGGCAGGAGCUGGAAAAGACAGACAGGCAGGAGCUGGGACAGCCAACUGCUCACACAGACCUAUCAGAUAUAUCUAAAUCCCGAGCAGAGGAUCCAAGACAGCCCAGACUAAAGCUUUUUCCAAGAACCCUCCAGUUAAACAGAAGACGCAGUUUUAAGGCAGAAUGGUACAACGCUCACAAAUGGUUAGAAUACUCCCAGAGUAAAGACUCCGCUUACUGCUAUGCCUGCAGACACUUCAGCCUUCCUAACUCUGGUGAUUCAGUCUUUACAUCUGUUCAAGGAUUCCGAAACUGGAAAAAAGCCACUUACAAAGAUGGAGGGUUUGCAGCUCACUCAAAAUCAGAAUGUCACAUUAAUGCAAUGUUAGCAUGGACAGAGUAUAAACAAUCAGCUACAUCCAGCUGUUCUCUCAUGAACUCUUUAAGUAAUGAGUACAAUAAAUUGGUCAAAGAAAAUCGUGAAUAUAUAAAAACAGUUGCUGAGGUCUUGCUCCUCACAGCAACACAACAUAUAGCUCAAAGAGGCCACAGGGAUACAGAUGGUAAUAAGGGUAAUUUCCUUGCUAUAAUGGACUUGAUGGCAAAACAUGAUGAAACUGUUAAAAGAAAGAUGACAAAACAACGCAAUGCAACAUAUACAAGUCACAGAAUACAAAAUGAAAUACUUGAUUGUCUUGCUGAAAUGGUCCGUUCAUCUAUAAUUAAGGAGGUUAAAGAAAGUGAGUCUUUUAGUAUAAUGGUAGAUGAAACAAAAGAUGUAAGUAAGAAGGAUAUUACUACAGUGGGGCAGUGCAUGAAAGCUUGCUUCAUUUUGAGGCUGCAGAACACUUAGAUGCUGCUGCUCUAACAGAGAAAAUCAUUCAGAAGCUUCAGUGUUAUGGCCUUGAUUAUAAAAAUAAUUUAGUAGGCCAAGCAUACGACGGUGCCUCAGUGAUGA